AUGGCAAAGCCUCAGAGCAAGGAUUCCGGGCUGAAGGAGAAGUUCAGGAGUCUCCUGGGGCUGGGAACGUCCCGGGGAAGUUCCAAGUCGUCGGAGGGCAAGCAAACUGAGUUUAUCAUCACUGCAGAAAUACUCAAGGAACUGAGCAUAGAAUGUGGAUUAAGUAAUAGGAUACGAGCAAUCGGUCAAAUUUGUGAAGUGGCAAAAACAAAAAAAAUUGAAGAGCACGCAGUGGAAGCAAUAUGGAAAGUGGUCGCUGAUAUGCUCCAGCCAGAGCGCCCCGUCGAAGCCAGACACGCUGUUCUUCAUCUCCUGAAGUCGAUCGUUCAAGGACAGGGUGAGAGAUUGGGGAUCCUCAGAGCACAUUUUUUUAAAGUUAUUAAGGACUAUCCCUCCAAUGAAGAUUUACACGAACGGCUUGAAGUGUUCAAAGCUCUAACAGAGAAUGGUCGAUACAUCACCUACUUAGAAGAAGAGUUAGCUGACUUUGUCCUGCAGUGGAUGGAUGUCGGUUUGUCUUCCGAGUUCCUUCUGGUUUUAGUGAACCUAGUGAAAUUCAAUAGCUGCUACCUGGAAGACUACGUAGCUGACAUGGUCCACAAGAUAUGCCUCUUGUGCAUUCAGACUUCAUCAUCUGUGGACAUAGAGAUUUCCUUGCAAGUCCUAGAUGCAGUUGUUUGCUAUAACUGUCUGCCAUCAGAGAACCUGCCGGUGUUUAUCAUCACUCUGUGCCGUACCAUCAACGUGAAGGAGCUCUGUGAGCCCUGCUGGAAGCUUAUGCGCAACCUUUUGGGAACUCACUUGGGACACAGUGCCAUCUACAACAUGUGCAGGAUCAUGGAAAACAGAGCGUACAUGGCCGAUGCGGCGCUGCUCAGAGGAGCCGUGUUCUUUGUUGGGAUGGCUCUGUGGGGUGCUCAUCGCCUCAAUUCACUCAAGAAUUCCCCGACUUCAGUGCUGCCUUCAUUCCUCAAGGCCAUGACGUGUCCCAAUGCGGUUGUGUCUUACGAGAUAGUUCUGUCCAUAACACGGCUCAUAAAGAAGUAUGGGAAGGAGCUGCAAGCUGUGACCUGGGACAUCCUUUUGGACAUCAUGGAGCGAUUACUGCAGCAGCUGCAGAGCCUGGAGAGCCAAGAACUUAAGUCCAUUGUACAUGAUCUUUUGACUACGGUGGAAGAACUCUGCGACCAGAACGAUUUCCAUGGCUCUGAAGAGAGAUUUUUUGAGCUAGUGGAAAGAUGUGCUGAUCAGAGACCAGAAUCUUCUGUAUUAAACUUGAUAACCUACAGAGCUCAGUCCAUUCAUCCUGCCAAAGAUGGCUGGAUUCACAACCUGCAGACGCUCAUGGAGAGAUUCUUCAGGCACGAAAGUCGUAGCGCUGUUCGUAUUAAAGUUCUGGAUGUCUUGUCCUUUGUCCUGAGUAUUAACAGACAGUUCUACGAGGAAGAGCUGAUAAACUUGGUGGUGAUUUCUCAGCUGGCCCACAUUCCAGAGGAUAAAGACCAUCAAGUCCGAAAACUGGCCACUCAGCUACUCGUAGACCUGGCUGAAGGCUGCAACACGCAUCACUUCAACAGCUUGCUUGAUAUCAUAGAAAAGGUGGCUGCACAUUCUCUCUCAUCUCCUUCUGAACUGGAAGAGAGGGACUUGCUGUCAUAUUCAGCUUCUCUGGAGGAUGUCAAGACAGCAGUUCUUGGACUCCUGAUAAUUCUUCAGACAAAACUCUACAGCUUACCCUCCAGCCACGCCACGCGCGUGUAUGAGAUGCUGAUCCACCACAUCCAGUGGCACUACUUGCACGCCUACAGCCUGGCCAUCGCGAGCAGCAUCAGGCUGCAGGUAUUUGAUUUCCUCCUGAUGCUUCGAGCUGACUCUCUCCGCCGCCUUGGCCUUUCCAACAAGGAUGGAGCAGUAAGGUUCAGCCCUUACUGCCUCUGUGAUUUUGUAGAAGCAGAGAAGAGGACUUCUGAGAAAAAGCCUACGGGUACGCUCUCUCCACCUUCGGGAAGUCCCAGCGUGCCUUCGCAGAACGCCACCGUCCGUGUCGGGCAUCUGCCAUACUCGAUGGUUUUUGGUGUCCUCCUGCAGUGUUUGAAGCAAGAGACAGACUGGAAGGUGUUGAAGUUGGUUCUUAACAAAUUGCCUGAAUCCCUCCGCUACAAAGUGCUAUUUUUAACCUCUCCCUGUAAGAUAGACCUGCUGGCCUCUGCGCUGAGCAACAUGCUGACGGACAAGAAGACUACCGACAGGCUCCAUGGUACCCCAGAAGGCUUUUCUCGCACUGAUUUGCAUCUGGCUGUCGUCCCCGUACUCACAGCGCUAAUAUCUUAUCAUAAUUAUCUGGACAAAGCUAGACAGCGUGAAAUAGUGUAUUGCCUGGAGCAGGGCCUUAUUUAUCGCUGCGCAAACCAGUGCGUCGUGGCGCUCUCCGUGUGCAGCGUCGAGAUGCCCGACAUCAUCAUAAAGGCGCUUCCCGUCUUAAUAGUCAAACUAACUCACAUCUCCGCUACGGCCAAUAUGGCAAUCCCGCUCCUGGAAUUUCUCUCAACUCUAGCGAGGCUGCCUCACCUCUACAGGAACUUCGCAGCAGAGCAGUACGCCAGCGUGUUCGCCAUCUCUCUGCCCUACACAAACCCUUCCAAGUUUAACCAGUACAUCGUUUGCCUGGCCCAUCACGUGAUAGCUAUGUGGUUCAUUCGGUGUCGCCUUCCCUUCCGGAAAGACUUUGUCCCCUAUAUUACGAAGGGUUUGCGCUCAAAUGUCCUCCUUUCCUUUGAUGACACGCCCGAGAAGGACAGUUUCAGGGCUCGCAGUACAAGCCUGAAUGAGAGACCAAAAAGUAGUUUAAGACUAGCCAAAAAUGCAAAGCAAGGCUUGAAUAACUCUCCUCCAGUGAAAGAGCUGAAAGAAUCCUCUGCAGUUGAUGCCUUCCGAUCCCGCAGCAUCAGUGUGUCUGAACAUGUGGUCCGCAGUCGGAUACAGACAUCCAUCACUAGUUCAAGCCUGGGCUCUGCGGAUGAGAAUUCGAUGGCUCAGGCUGACGACAACUUAAAAAAUCUCCACCUGGAGCUCACGGAGACCUGUCUGGACAUGAUGGCUCGAUACGUCUUCUCAAACUUCACAGCGGUGCCUAAGAGGUCUCCUGUGGGUGAGUUUCUGUUGGCUGGAGGAAGGACGAAGACGUGGCUGGUUGGUAACAAGCUGGUCACCAUUACCACGAGCGUUGGAACAGGGACAAGGUCCUUGCUUGGCCUAGACUCUGGAGAGCUCCAAAGCAGCACAGAAUCAAGCUCAGACCCUGUUUUGCAAGUGAGACAAACUAAAGAAGCUCCGGCAAAACUGGAAUCUCAAGCUGGGCAGCAGGUUUGCAGAAGCUCUCGCAACAGAGUCCGAUCCAUGUCUGGUGGUCAUGCCUUGCGUGUCGGUGCCUUAGACAGCUCAACCCCUCACUUUCCCAGUGGUUCGGCUUCCCAAGGGACACAGGGUCCUCCUGCUCCGGCAUCUCGAACAGAGAAGACUAAUCCUGAUCCACAGACACCUCUGCAGAAAGAAAAAGCAAACUUAGCCGCGUAUGUCCCGCUGCUGACCCAGGGGUGGGCAGAAAUCCUAGUGCGCAGACCCACAGGUAACACGAGCUGGCUAAUGAGUCUGGAGAACCCGCUCAGCCCGUUCUCUUCAGAUAUUAACAACAUGCCCCUGCAAGAGCUCUCUAACGCGCUCAUGGCUGCAGAGCGUUUUAAAGAACACCGCGAAACGGCUCUCUAUAAAUCCCUCUCGGUGCCCUCCUCCAGCCUGGCCACCGGGACGGCCAAGCCAUCGCUUCUGCAGCGUUCCAACACAGUGGCCUCUUUCUCUUCCAUGUACCAGUCCAGUUGUCAAGGGAAGUUGCACAGGAGCAUAUCCUGGGCAGAAUCCGCGGUGGUGCUGGAGGAAGGGAGCCCCUCGGAGAUGGAGCUGAAGGAAACCGAGUCCCCGGCUGAGUCUCCGGAGAGCGAGGAUAAUGAGACAUCGUGUUCCGAGCAAGUCCUGAGUGAGGAGAGGUUUGGUAAACCCCAGGAGUCUUACAGCAGG
This is a messenger RNA of Apaloderma vittatum (bar-tailed trogon), 4071 nucleotides long. It is a transcript of the gene TSC2, whose product is annotated as tuberous sclerosis 2. Gene Ontology annotation, cellular component: TSC1-TSC2 complex; nucleus; cytoplasm. Gene Ontology annotation, molecular function: GTPase activator activity. The annotation marks the transcript as partial. The transcript is spliced from 32 exons. Gene Ontology annotation, biological process: negative regulation of phosphatidylinositol 3-kinase/protein kinase B signal transduction; negative regulation of TOR signaling; negative regulation of Wnt signaling pathway. NCBI's taxonomy places the organism in Eukaryota, Metazoa, Chordata, Aves, Trogoniformes, Trogonidae. The record is from RefSeq and is a predicted model, not a curated record.